This is a messenger RNA of Tinamus guttatus (white-throated tinamou), 1087 nucleotides long. RefSeq names its product frizzled class receptor 1 (gene FZD1). The record is from RefSeq and is a predicted model, not a curated record. Gene Ontology annotation, biological process: non-canonical Wnt signaling pathway; canonical Wnt signaling pathway. Gene Ontology annotation, molecular function: Wnt-protein binding; Wnt receptor activity. NCBI's taxonomy places the organism in Eukaryota, Metazoa, Chordata, Aves, Tinamiformes, Tinamidae. Gene Ontology annotation, cellular component: plasma membrane.
UAACGCUUCCUGGGCGAGAAGGACUGCGGGGCGCCCUGCGAGCCCGGCCGCCUCUACGGCCUCAUGUACUUCGGGCCCGAGGAGCUGCGCUUCUCCCGCACCUGGAUUGGCAUCUGGUCGGUGCUGUGCUGCGCCUCCACGCUCUUCACCGUUCUCACCUACCUGGUGGACAUGAAGCGCUUCAGCUACCCUGAGCGGCCCAUCAUCUUCCUCUCAGGCUGCUACACUGCUGUGGCCGUGGCCUACAUCGCCGGCUUCCUCCUGGAGGAGAGGGUGGUCUGCAACGAGCGCUUCGCUGAGGACGGCUCCCGGACUGUGGCGCAGGGCACCAAGCGGGAGGGCUGCACCAUCCUCUUCAUGAUGCUCUAUUUCUUCGGCAUGGCCAGCUCCAUCUGGUGGGUCAUCCUCUCCCUCACCUGGUUCCUGGCCGCCGGCAUGAAGUGGGGCCACGAGGCCAUCGAGGCCAACUCGCAGUACUUCCACCUGGCUGCCUGGGCCGUGCCGGCCAUCAAGACCAUCACCAUCCUGGCCCUGGGGCAAGUGGACGGGGACGUGCUCAGCGGGGUCUGCUUUGUGGGCAUCAACAACGUGGACGCGCUGCGGGGCUUCGUGCUGGCUCCCUUGUUUGUCUACCUGUUCAUCGGCACCUCCUUCCUGCUGGCCGGCUUUGUGUCCCUCUUCAGGAUCCGGACCAUCAUGAAGCACGAUGGCACCAAGACAGAAAAGCUGGAGAAGCUCAUGGUGAGGAUAGGCAUCUUCAGCGUCCUCUACACGGUGCCGGCCACCAUCGUCAUUGCGUGCUAUUUUUAUGAGCAGGCUUUUAGGGAACAGUGGGAGCGGAGCUGGGUCACGCAGAGCUGUAAGAGCUAUGCUAUCCCCUGCCCUAAUAACCACAGCAGCCAUCACCCGCCCAUGAGCCCCGACUUCACCGUCUUCAUGAUCAAGUAUCUCAUGACCUUAAUUGUAGGCAUCACCUCGGGCUUCUGGAUCUGGUCUGGGAAAACACUGAACUCUUGGAGGAAGUUUUACACCCGUCUGACCAACAGCAAGCAGGGGGAGACCACGGUGUGAGAGCCCGGCCCGCCAG